UCACUAUUUUCUUGGAACGGCUGACGAUCGUGGCGUAGUUUGUAGAAUUUUUGAUAAAAUAUUAAAAUAGACAGACUGAUAAUUAGCGAUAUACAAAGAUGAAGAAAGUGGUAUUUAUCUGUUUAUUAUCUCUUUCUGUGUGCCUGAGCGCGCCUACUAACACACCAGCGGCACCAGCUCAGACAUCAUCACAAAAUGUACCAGCAACGCCACCAAAGCUUGCAGACGCAUCAGCCCCAGCGGGAACAACCCCGGCGAACUCGUCGACAAACACGGCCGCUGCGGAUCACGCGGCGCCCGUGGUCCCUGCGGGAUCACCACCCGCUACCGCUGAAGUGAAGCCUUCUUCAGCCUCCAAGCCAGCCAAUGAAACAGCAGCAGCUAAAAACGAAUCUCAAACCACCCCGGCAGCAGGCGAAAAACCAGCCGACAACAAGCCAGCUGACAAUAACAAUGUCCCUGGCAAGAAGGAUGAUAAACCCAAAGAUGGAGGCAAAGUUGACCCUAACGCGGGUGGGAAACCCGACGCCGAUGCUAAGCCGAGCACUGAUAAGCCUGCACCUGUACCCGCCAGCACGCCUGCGGAACACGAUAAGAAGGAGCAGACAACUCCAAAACCGGAAACUCCAACCAAACCCACUGAAGCUCCGUCAAAGGAAGGCGAGAAGCCGACGGUACAGGCUAGAGGAUUUGACGGCCCCAGCUUCAUUGGAGGCAUCAUCCUGACACUCGGACUCCUCGCCAUCGGCUUCAUGGGAUUCAAAUAUUACAAAAACCAAACUGAAAGGAACUACCACACUCUUUAAAUAUUUAAGUCUAAUCGUAAAAUGUAAGUGCACCUCGAAGUUUUAUCUAUUUUGUUUUGCUUAGAGAAUUAUUAUUUUGUUUCCUUUUAGUUUUGAGUGCACUUGACAUUCCUAUGUCUAUAUUUUAAGCAGGGUUUCAGUUUGUAAAUUUAUACUCUGAGAAUUUAGGUAAAGGUGGCUGGUCAUAUAGCUAACUUCUCGAAUUUAUAAAUGUAAAUUAUUUUUAUAUGCUACUAAAUAACAUGUAAAUUGAAACCAUCUAGUUUGGUUAUCUGGCAUUUAUCUCACUAAUUUUGCAUGUUUACUUAGUCAAUCUUAGACUUGUGUGUGAUUGCACACCUAUACCGUGUUGAUAUUGUAAAGUUUAAAAAUUCAAAAAUUGUGAUUUGGAAACAUUGAAACUGAUAUAUCAAUGAGUAGAAAAAAAUAUAAAGUAUUAAAAUUUGACAAUGUUUUGAGAUUUAUAUCAGAAGUUAGGGAUAUUUUGAGUGCAAUUUAGUGUUAGUGGUUCUCAGUUUUCACUAAACCUGUGCCAUGUUGCUGUGUCUUUUCAGGAUUUCUAAAGCAACCACCUUUCUUUCAAUAGCAGCUGGCUUUGAAUCACUGGAACUUGUAAUGUUUAUAGUUAUUAAGUAUAUUACUAUUUUUAAGUGUUACUGAUAAGGAAACACAUUGUGAUGAUGAAAAUAAGGGUCUAAAGUAGUACCUGUAUUGGUUUGGCACAAUCAAGUUUGCAUUGAAUCUCGAUGUUAGUCAAAAUUGAUGAUAAUAUUGCACUCACUUAGCUCUCGCUAUAAGUUUGCAAUAGUUUAAAUUGAAUGAUAUUUUCGAAUUUCCAAUAGAUCUCAGUAGAUAAGAAUCUCAAUUCUCAAUAGGGACUUUAUUGUGCCAAGCCAAUUUCAUAUUGUUUUUUUUUUUUUAUUUUUGUGAUUUAGCACGCUCUAAGUAAACUGGGAAAAGCUGAUUCCAUCCUAAAGUGCUCUUAAAUCUGAACUAUAUAUGGAUAGAUAUUCGGAAGGUUUACAUUAAGAUUCUCCUGUCAUCCUUUAAUACUGCUACUUACUCAUGUCACAGUCAAUAGAUACGUUAAUAAAGGUGUAUACCAAAACAAA
Pectinophora gossypiella (pink bollworm) is the source of this 1918-nucleotide messenger RNA. Its product is annotated as sialomucin core protein 24. NCBI's taxonomy places the organism in Eukaryota, Metazoa, Arthropoda, Insecta, Lepidoptera, Gelechiidae. The transcript has 3 exons. The coding region runs from base 99 to 806 and encodes 235 amino acids. Gene Ontology annotation, cellular component: cytoplasmic vesicle. The record is from RefSeq and is a predicted model, not a curated record.